Messenger RNA from Fonsecaea multimorphosa CBS 102226, 1209 nucleotides. RefSeq lists its product as uncharacterized. The transcript has a single exon. Bases 1 to 1209 code for a protein of 402 amino acids. NCBI's taxonomy places the organism in Eukaryota, Fungi, Ascomycota, Eurotiomycetes, Chaetothyriales, Herpotrichiellaceae. The record is from RefSeq and is a predicted model, not a curated record. Gene Ontology annotation, molecular function: hydrolase activity.
AUGGCUACCCGAAGGACGCGUAUCGUUUGUAUAUCUGAUACCCACAAUCAAACCCCCCAGCUGCCAGCUGGGCACAUUCUUGUUCACGCAGGCGAUCUCACUAACCAAGGCACGUAUUCAGAGCUUCAGAAGACUGUUGACUGGAUUAGGCGGUCACCUUUUCAGGUCAAAAUCGUCGUCUGCGGGAACCACGAUGUCACUUGCGAUGUUCCAUUCUAUCAGAUGUACGGAGGCUACUUCCACAAUAAGAGACCGGAAGAUUCUCAGCGCUGCCUCGACUUGCUGCGCGCGGACCCUUCGGUCGUUUUCCUCAAUCAUGAGGCCAAGCAGGUUCGCAUCAACCACGGGGCUGGUCUUGUGUCCAUACUCAAGGUCUUUGGUUCCCCAUACUCGCCAGCACAUGGUUUUUGGGCCUUCGGCUACUCGCCAGAAACUGCUCCUCAAUUAUGGGAUCAGAUCCCUCUAGAUUCAGAUAUCGUGGUGACGCAUACGCCGGCCAAGUUUCACUGUGACGAAUCUGGAAAACGUGGCACAGCAGGAUGCGAAAUCCUCCGUCAGGCUUUAUGGAGGGUUCGCCCCAAGCUAUUCGUGUGUGGGCAUAUCCAUGAGGCCUAUGGUGUUGAGGCCGUCACGUGGGAUCUAUCCUCUCCCCACCUCAGAUACAAAGAACAGAACGUCCGAAGAUGGGUGGACCCAGAGCCCGGUUCUAAGAAGCAAUUCACUGUCGAUCUGUCCUCGAGAGCCAAGGCCCUAGCUUUGCGCAAUGAUGGAAGCAUUGGCAGCCUGAUACCACAAAAACCACAGUCAAGAAUUCGGGGUGUUGAAGUUGAUGGCACUGUUGAUGAUGCGAGCACAGAUCAGCAAGACAGAAGCAACCCCUUCCCAGGUGCCCCGGGUCCCCCAACCCCUCCUUUCCCUGACUUUGAAAAGGCCGAGAGACCAAUCCCUUCUACGAUCGAUUCUCCAAGCAUCAGGCAUCUCAGGACUGGUAGUCAGGGUGGUCCAGCAUCAAGCUCUAGGUCUGACCAGGAAGCAAUUUCGGGUCGAGAGGGAAGAGCGGAGACUUGUGUGGUCAAUGCAGCUUUCAUGGGUUCAAAUUGGCCUCACAAGGGCGGCAAAAAGUUUCAUAAGCCUGUUGUGAUCGACCUGGAUUUGCCGGUUGUGGAUGAGAAAGAGAUCGACCAAGGCGUGCGACAUGAAGAGGGGUAG